Molecule: messenger RNA, 4218 nt
Organism: Coregonus sp. 'balchen'
Lineage: Eukaryota; Metazoa; Chordata; Actinopteri; Salmoniformes; Salmonidae
Source: the annotation of a GenBank genome assembly
ACUCUCACAUACGACACACUUCGCUUUGGAGAGUUUGAAGAUUUUCCAGAGACCUCGGAGCCUGUGUGGAUCUUGGGGAAAGAAUUCAACGCACUCACAGGUAACUGGAGACAUCAGAUCAGCGAGGUGGUGUCAAUGUUGUGUGUUUUAUCCUUGCUACAUUACUGUGAAAUAUGGAAUGAUUCCAUUAGUCAAAAUGUAAAUGCAGAAGUAUAGGCCUAUAGAACAAACACAUAGGCUUAGCUACAGUACAUAGAUGGUACGUAAAGGCAUACUGCAAGCAGCAAAAGGCUAGUCUGAGUCCCAGUCUUUUUAGCUAACAUUCCACUCCAUGUCAUUCGCCAAAGAGACUGCCCUUGCAGCAAUCUCAACGUUCAAUAUGCAGCUGGAUUUACGGCGCAGUUUCUGAUUGGCAGUUGGAAACAACAUUUAAAAUUUUCCAUGACAACAUUAAUAUAGAAUUACAACUUAAAGAACAACAGUAACCUGCUGCGGUCAUUCCCUCGUGAGAAGACAGUGUCAAUUCAAGAUCAUGUUGUUCGAAGUGGCUAGAGAGGAUGCCAUCUCCCGAGUGGCGCAGUGGUCUAAGGCACUGCAUUGCAGUGCUAGCUGUGCCACUAGAGAUCCUGGUUCGAAUCCAGGCUCUGUCGUAGCCGGCCGCGACCGGGAGACCCAUGGGGCGGCGCUCAAUUGGCCCAGCGUCGUCCAGGGUAGGGGAGGGAAUGGCCGGCAGGGAUGUAGCUCAGUUGGGUUCGAUUCCAGUAUGGAAAAAAAAAAAAAAAAAAAAAUUGUAAGUCACUCUGGAUAAGAGCGUCUGCUAAAUGACUAAAAUGUAGUGAGAGAGAGAAAUAAUGAUACGGAAAUUAGCCUACAUGAUUCAAAUGAGCUAAGUUUGCUUCAGUUGCAUCUCAUUAAUGAGUGGAAAGAAACGCAAAAACUGGCACCUGUCAUCAUUCCUCACACUUGCUAAUCAUCAUGACUUUGACAUUUUGUUAUGCCCAUUUUCAGUUAUUUUCCUCUCUAUUGUUAAGAUGGAGCCCAGACAGGGUACACGGGAUACUUUCUGAAUUCAAACUGCCCACGUAGCCUAAUUAUUUAAAAUGUUUCAUUUAAUUGAGUCUGACGGAAGCUUAAUGUUUUUAUUUUUUUAUUGUGGGCAUGAAGAUAUUUCAACAUCAUGUCGAGACGAUAAAAGGCUACUCUCGUCACUCGUGAUUGGCUGCCGAAUGUAUAGGCGUCCCCAUAGGCCGAAUGUUUAAAUUGAGGAAAUGUGGUCAUAAUUAUUAUUUUAGCUAUCCACCGUGGACGUCCGUCCUAAUGAAAAGGCUCCCCAUCCUGCGGCUGUGAGCUGCUGGACAGCACACUGGCACUUUUAUGCGUUUUAUGGAUGAGAAAGUGAACUUGCAAUUUCCAAAAAGGAGCUCAGUGGGGAAUCAGGGAUUGCCUGCUUUGCGAUCUGUUGCCUACAUCAACAGCCAAGGUUUCAUUAAAAAGGCCUAGGCACUAUACUUUUGUUAUUGCACAUUUUAAUUAAACUGACAAAGAUCUGGCUUGCAUAGCACAGGUGUUGGUCACCUAAACUCACUGUAGUAAGCCAGGCCUAAUGUACACUGAGUGUACAAAACAGUAUACAAACAACGCUCUUUCCAUGAAAGACUGGCCAGGUGAAUCCAGGUGAAAGCUAUGAUCCCUUAUUGAUGUCACCUGUUAAAUCCACUCCAAUCAGUGUAGAUGAAGGGGGAGGAGACGGGUUAAAGAAGGAUUUUUAAGACUUGAGACAAUUGAGACAUGGAUUGUGUAUGUGUGCCAUUCAGAGGGUGAAUGGGCAAGACAAAAUAUUUAAGUGCUUUUGAACAGGGGUAUGGUAGUAGGCCCAGGCGCACCGGUUUGUGUCAAGAACUGCAAUGCAUUUGGGUUUUUCAUGCUCAAUAUUAGGAAGGUGUUCUUAAUGUUUUGCACACUCGGUGUAUAGGCUAGCAUACGAAUGGUAGAUUAAUAUCCCAGCCUAUGAAUUAACUUCUGAUUUACACAACUCUGUAUUCACUGUUCCCUUGCACAACCCAUGCAUCUCCACCUGGCUCUCUCUUCCAUCCUCUCUCUAUUCCUCUUGAACCAGUAGCCUAGCCCAGUAGCCUAGCCCAGUAGCCUAGCCCAGUAGCCUAGCCCAGUAGCCUAGCCCAGUAGCCUAGCCCAGUAGCCUAGCACAGUAGCCUAGCCCAGUAGCCUAGCCCAGUAGCCUAGCCCAGUAGCCCAGCCCAGUAGCCUAGCCCAGUAGCCUAGCCCAGUAGCCUAGCCCAGUAGCCUAGCACAGUAGCCUAGCCCAGUAGCCUAGCCCAGUAGCCUAGCCCAGUAGCCUAGCCCAGUAGCCUAGCACAGUAGCCUAGCCCAGUAGCCUAGCCCAGUAGCCUAGCCCAGUAGCCCAGCCCAGUAGCCUAGCCCAGUAGCCUAGCCCAGUAGCCUAGCCCAGUAGCCUAGCACAGUAGCCUAGCCCAGUAGCCUAGCCCAGUAGCCUAGCCCAGUAGCCUAGCCCAGUAGCCUAGCCCAGUAGCCUAGCCCAGUAGCCUAGCCCAGUAGCCUAGCCCAGUAGCCUAGCCCAGUAGCCUAGCCCAGUAGCCUAGCCCAGUAGCCUAGCCCAGUAGCCUAGCCCAGUAGCCUAGCCCAGUAGCCUAGCCCAGUAGCCUAGCCCAAUGCGUGUCCCAGAAGUAACAAUAUAUUCUGAACAAAAAUAUCAACACAACAUGCAACAAUUUCAAAGAUUCGGUUCAUACAACAUGCAACAAUUUCAAAGAUACAGUUCAUAUAAGGAAAUCAGUCAAUUGAAAUAAAUUAGUUAGGCCCUAAUCUAUGGAUUUCACAUGACUGGGAAUACAGAUUUGCAUCUGUUGGUCACAGAUAACUUUUUUUUUAAAGGUAGGGCCGUGAAUCAGAAGACCAGUCAGUAUCUGGUGUGACCACCAUUUGCCUCAUGCAGGGUGACACAUCUCCUUCGCAUAGAGUUGAUCAGGCUGUUGAUUGUGGCCUGUGGAAUGUUGUCCCACUCCUCUUCAAUGGCUGUGCGAAGUUGCUGAGAUAUUGGCAGGAACUGGAACACGCUGUCGUACACUUCGAUCCAGAGCAUCCCAAACAUGCUCAAUGACUGACAUGUCACUGAAGUGUGCACGCCAUGGAAGAACUGGGACAUUUUCAGCUUUCAGGAGUGUGUAUAAAUCUUAGGGCUGUGCAUUAUCAUGCUGAAACAUGAGGUGAUGGCGGCGGAUGAAUGGCACGACAAUGGGGCCUCAGGAUCUCGUCACGGUAUCUCAGAAUGCCCAAUGUUAGAAUAUUUCCAAUCAAAUGUAUGAAUUAAGUUAGAAAGUUUUCCUAUCAGUCUAAUUUGCAUAAACAUUGUGAUUUGAAUGAUAGCUGUGAGGGUUAUUGAAUCAGGAUCAAAUCCUCUGAUCUUCUCGAGAUUGCCGAAAGGCCAGUCUCUUUUGGCAAAUGACACCAAGUGCCAAGGAGUGGAAUGUAAUAGCUGAAUGGAGACGGCCACCAGGCUAACAGAAGGCAUCGCUUCUUAGCUAACUCAUUGUCUUUGUUUAUCUAGAAAGGGAUGACAUUCUUUCAGACGUCACUUCACGAUUAUGGUUCACCUACAGAAAAAACUUCCCACCCAUUGGUGAGUAGCCCAAACCUACUAUAGCAGGCCACAGAAUAGACCCUUGGUACUGCAGUAGCAUAGCUAGCAUUUUGAUUGUAAUGCCAAUAAGAUUAGCCUAUCAGGUGCAGAUUGUUUCAAUGUGUUCCAGGAGGGACGGGGCCUACGUCCGACACAGGCUGGGGCUGCAUGCUGCGAUGUGGACAGAUGAUCCUAGGCGAGGCCCUGGUCUGCAGGCAUCUAGGCCGAGGUAUGGAUGACUGCUUUACUAAUUAUUUACCGUAAUCUGUUCCCUGAAGCAUACAGCUAGUGGUAAUGCUUUCAACAUUAGCUUCUAUUAUUCAAGAUGUACUGCACCGAACGAUCUCUGGCACUGUGUGGUACAGAUCUCUUAUUGCACUGUAGUAAGUACACUGUUCAAUGGAGCACUUGUUUCACAUAGCAAACUAUAAUGGUGUUUCUGUUAAGCAGACUGGAGAUGGGUGAGAGACCAGCCUCAGAGAGAUGAGUACAUCAGUAUCCUCAACGCCUUCCUUGACAAGAAAGACAGCUACUAUUCUUUACAUCAGAUUGGUAAAUACCGA